AGGAGCUCCAUACUCUCAGAACCUGAAGAGACAAAUUCUGUUCUCAGUUAAGGAGGAGAAGAACUUGGCCUGGGUCAGGACGUGAAGGGAAGCAGAAGCAAGGAAGCAUGUCUCGGAAACCCAAACUUACCUACUUCAAUGGAAGAGGACGCAUGGAAUCAGUACGGUGGCUGUUGGCAGCAGCUGGGGUGGAGUUUGAAGAAGAAUUUUUGGAAACAAGAGAACAGUAUCAAAAGUUAAUAAAAGAUGGAGCCCUGCUGUUUGACCAAGUACCAUUGGUGGAAAUUGAUGGGAUGAAGAUGGUGCAGACCAGAGCCAUUCUCAGCUACAUAGCUGCCAAGUACAACCUCUAUGGGAAGGAUCUGAAAGAGAGAGCAUUAAUUGACAUGUAUGUGGAAGGAACAGCUGAUCUCAUGGGAAUGAUCAUUACCUUUGCUUUCACUCCACCUAAGGAGAGGAAUCUUGCCUUAAUCAUUGAGAGGGCCACAACCAGAUAUUUCCCAGUCUAUGAAAAGGUUCUGAAACAACACGGGCAAGAGUUUCUUGUUGGCAACCGAUUCAGCUGGGCAGAUGUACAGCUGCUUGAAGCCAUUUUAAUGGUAGAGGAGAAAGAGCCCACUGUGCUUUCCAAGUUCCCUGUGUUACAGGCUUUUAAAGCAAGAAUAAGCAACAUACCUACAAUUAAGAAAUUCCUACAGCCUGGCAGCCAGAGGAAGCCCCCACCUGAUGACCAAUAUGUGGCGACAGUGAUUGAAAUUUUCAAAAAAGAUUAAAUGCCAGGUUCCAUUCAGAGAGGUCAUCAAAAUCUAAAAAGAACAGGCCAGUUUAGAUGAUCAGCACUACCAUAAUUAAAAGCAAUGACAUUCCAAUGACAGAAAAUAGUAUCUAAUUACUCUUGCUGUUUGAGUGAUUUGUUUUAAUGAGUGUCAAGUCCUUGAUAAAAUAUGAAAACAAAAGAU
Molecule: messenger RNA, 959 nt
Organism: Terrapene triunguis (Three-toed box turtle)
Lineage: Eukaryota; Metazoa; Chordata; Testudines; Emydidae
Product: glutathione S-transferase A4-like
Exons: 7
Coding region: 108-773 (221 amino acids)
Biological process (GO): glutathione metabolic process; xenobiotic metabolic process
Molecular function (GO): glutathione transferase activity
Source: RefSeq, a predicted model, not a curated record